AUGGGUGUCACGUUUAAGAUUUCGAAGAUUGGUAGAAAGUUUCGGAAUAGGGUUACUACAGAACCGCGUGUUCCUGUCUCUCCAGAGCCUUUGAAUCCGAAAUCAAUCGUUUUAUCAGAGAAAUCAAAGGGCAUUGUUGAAAGCAAUACUGGUGAAUUUCUGCAACCAUCUUUUACUGAUAUAUCUCCAGAGCAUGAUGUUUCUUUUGUGUUGAGUCUCUAUCUGAAUGGGUACUUUGUAGGAAAACCCUCUGAGACAUCCUCUCGAGAUGCUUCAAAGGCCUUACUUCCGUAUGAUAGAGCAGCAGAGAGUCUACUUUCGGCUAUUGAGGCUGGCAGGCUUCCUAGUGACAUUUUGGAAGACAUACCUUGCAAAUUUGUGGAUGGAGCAGUCAUAUGUGAGGUGCAUGACUAUCGGAAACGUACCCAAGAGCAACCCUCUCCUGUGAUAAAUAAAGUGCGCCUUAAGAUGUCACUUGAAAAUGUGGUUAAAGAUAUUCCAUCAAUGUCGGACAGCUCAUGGACAUAUGGUGAUCUCAUGGAAGUGGAAUCAAGAAUAUUAAAAGCCAUACAACCUGAACUUUGUUUGGAUCCUGUACCCAGACUUGAUAGGCUGAGUAAAAACCCUGUGACGGCUAAGCUCGAUUUGUCUCUUUCUACUAUGCGGAGAAAGAGAUUGAUGGAAAUGACAGAAGCGACUGUCAUGUCUGUGAACAAGAGUCAUGGGAAAAAGGUUUGCAUUGAUCGGCUACCAGAAAGUUCAGAGCGUGUAAACAUGCCAGGACAUUUGUUAAUGCAUCAAACCCAUAAUAACCAGGCUAUUCAAAAUCCUGGUACUAAUAUGCUGGCGGGAUUAAGAAACCAGACAUUGCAAGAGGCGUCAACUUCCUCACUGCCUUUGGUAACACCUCAGCAACAAAGGUACCUAGGAGCUGCAAAUAUUAGAAACAUGCAAGAUCAAGGAUCAAAUUCUGCCGCUGUCUCUGGAGCUUUACCUGGAGGACUAGAUGCGAUGUUGCCUUAUGGCUCUAAUAGUAUGAACCCCGGUGCAUCUUUUCAACGGAAGAGAGAAAGUCAAGAAGGACAAGAGUCUUCUAUGCCUGGUUCGAAUAAGCGAGCAAGGGUUUCACACAUCGGUCCUAAUGGGGUUCCACUGCAACAACAACUGGGGCAACGCGUGGAUGGCCUUCAAGGAACCGAUCCAAAUUGGAAAAAUGCGCUUCUACAUCAAGAUAUACUUGGCAGAAGUAGUCAAUAUCCAAAUCCAAGUAUUCAGAGGUUUUCACCACAGCAAAUUGAAGGAGUUAUGAAUCAGGAAGGUGGUCCCAUGCAAUUUCCAGCCUCACAACAGGGGGCAAUGCGUUACACUUCGAAAGAGGAGCCAUUUGAGACUGGUAAAAUUGAUGGUAAUAUCAGAAACAAUUUGCCAGGGGUGGGAAGCGAUGCAAAUGAUAUGGACCCGCGUAUGCAGUCAAGGAUGCACAAUAAUGGAUUCUUAAAAUCAAAUAUCUCACAAGCAUCCUGGAAUGUGAAUCCAGUCCAGAAGAUUGAGAAAGAUCUGAGAAAAGAAGAACAGUUCAAUAGAAGGAUGUCGGCUCAAAGCCCUCGUUUAUCAUCAGGUGCUCAACCACAGUCUCCACUUUCAUCGAAGUCUGGUGAGUUUUCUGGUCCAAUAGGAACACACUACGGAGCAGUUGCAGCAGCUCAAAAGGACAAGGCUGUUACAUCUAUUCCUGCUUUUGGUGCUACUCAGUCAGUGGGUUCUAGUCUUAAUGAUGCUAUGCAGCAUAGACAACACCAAAUGAUUUCAAAACGAAAGACAAAUUCCCAUCCUAUGACGCAAGCUAUAAACACGGUUGGCUCUCCUGUUAGUGUCAAUACUGUGAGUGCCAAUAAUGUUGGUCCUUCAGUGGGAAACCCAACUGUUGGCGAUCACGCAAUCCUCGACAGAUUCUCAAAAAUUGAACGAGUUGCUGCAAAGUACCAACUAAACUGCAAAAAGCAUAAGGUGGAUGAGUACUCUCGAAGACCUCGCUCUUAUGUUCCUCAGCGUCUGAUGGCUUGUUUUUCGAGCUUGUCUAACAACGAGGACUUCAAGGACGAGGAGAAAGCGUUGUCAAAAUCUAUUCUUGGUGGCAGCAUGAAUACAUGCAAGACAAGAGUCAUAAACUUCCUUCGGAUGGAGCGUGUAAUGCAAGGUAAUGUGCCUGCCGCUGUCCCUAAAAUAAUAACAAGACUGGUGAUGUCAGAGAAGCCCGUCGAUGGGACAGUAGCAUGGUAUCAAGGGGACAUCGAUGAUGGUGAUGGUUUUCCGGCUGAAGAUCAUAUGUUAUCAUUGCCCAAUACCCAUAUCGCGGAUCUACUUGCUGCUCAAUUUAAAUCACUGAUGGUCCGUGAACGUGAAGGAUACCACAUAGAAGAUCAUAUUCAGGAAAAGCCAAGUCGUGGGGAUGCUGGUCCAAGCAACAGCCAACCGAAUUCUGCGGGUCCGAGAGGUAACUCUGCAAAUGAUACGCAACAGUAUGGGGAUGGAGUUGCUGGACAAGCCCCCAGUGAGGCAUCAAAACAGGGGAAUGCUGGAAGUGCACCUAUUAACCCAACCCAAAAUGUUCAUGCAAAUGCAAGAAUGCUCCCUCCGACAAAUUCUCAGGCCUUGCAAAUGUCUCAAGGACUGUUGUCUGGUGUAUCCAUGCCUAUGCAACCACAACAGCAUGACCCACAACAGUCUCCGCUACUGUCAUCACAGCUACAACAGAGAAAUCAACAGUCCAUGUUCACACAACAGCAGCAUCCACAAAUGCAGAGAGCAGGAUCCAUGAUAAUGCCUACAAAUCCGCUCUCAGCUAUAAACUCGAUGAGCCAGAGCUCUGGCAUGCCUCUGACCAACAACCAUUCGCCUCACCAACUGCAGAUGUUACAGCACCAUGCGGCAAUUCAGAGGAAGAUGAUGUUGGGGCAACAAGGGUCAGGUGUAGGCAUGGGUAUGGGAAUGGGAAGCAUGGGCAACAAUAUUGCUGCGUUGGGGGCUUUUGGCAGCCAAAUGAAUAUGGCAGGAAGAGGGCUUGGAGGAACCGGAAUCACAUCAUCAAUGUCUCUUCCUGGCAUCAAUAAUAUGGGACAGAACCCAAUGAAUCAUCAAGCAUCAAAUUUGAAUGUUAUAAGCCAGCAAUUUCGAUCUGGUGCCUUAACACCACAACAGAGUGCAGCUGUGUUUACAAAUCUUAGGUUGGCGAACCGAGGAGGUGUAAUGGGUGCUCCUCAAGCCGGGAUGAGUGGCGUGUCAGGUGCCAGGCAGAUGCACCCCAGCUCUGCUGGUCUGUCUAUGAUGGAUCCAAAUGCAUUAAACCGAGCUAACCUGCAGCGAGCUAUGGAGAACUCCGAUGAGUCCCCAGCAAAUGAACCAAAGAACUCCAAUGAGUCCCCAGCAAAUGAACCAAAGAACUCCUAUGAGUCCUCAGAUAAGCUCGGGUACGAUGCACCCUAUGAGUACCAGCAACCUGGAGGCUUGUCCAGCGAGCCCACAGCUAAGUUCUCAGACACAUGGAUCUGUUGGUAG
Messenger RNA from Eruca vesicaria subsp. sativa (arugula), 3555 nucleotides. The record is from the annotation of a GenBank genome assembly. Lineage: Eukaryota; Viridiplantae; Streptophyta; Magnoliopsida; Brassicales; Brassicaceae.